Aspergillus aculeatinus CBS 121060 is the source of this 1626-nucleotide messenger RNA. RefSeq lists its product as uncharacterized. The coding region runs from base 147 to 1457 and encodes 436 amino acids. The record is from RefSeq and is a predicted model, not a curated record. The transcript has a single exon. Lineage: Eukaryota; Fungi; Ascomycota; Eurotiomycetes; Eurotiales; Aspergillaceae.
GGUGUUAGUCUUUCCUCUGUCACCCUUCUCUGAUCACCGGUUUUUACCCUCAUUCUCAUCUACCUCCCUCGUUCCAUCAACCCUAAGCAUCAUAUUGAACCUGUCACGUCUCGUCGCACCGGCUCCAGUUUGAUAUCACGAUCAAGAUGCCUCCGAUAACAGUCAGCCAGGAAGAGCAGCCCCAUGAUGAAUUCCUCCAAGAACGCUUUGGGAAGUUGUUCGACAUCAGCAACGAGGCGCUAGUCGAGCUUGCCCUCAGCGUCCGCAGCAAAUACAUCACCAACACCCAAGCCACCGCGAAAGUCCUCGAGCACUGGAUCGGCACCUACAACCUCAUCCACGUCAUCGGAUUCAGCGACGGACUGAAGUACGUGAUCCGCGUGCCUGCAAGCGCCCGCCACGGGCAGAUGUCGGAGGCGGCGCAGCGAGCCCUGGUCAGCCAGGCGCGGAUGAUGCGAUUCAUCAAGAAACGAACCAUGAUCCCGAUGCCGGACGUGUUCGACUUCGACGCGGGAUUCGCCAACCCGCUCAAGACGCCGUACAUCGUGCUCAGCUACAUCCCCGGCCGCAUGGUGGCGGAGGCCUGGUUCGACCGGUCCGGCCCCGUGCAACUCGAAGAGAAACGGUUGCGGAUCCUGAACAGUGUGGCCGAGGCGAUGGCGCAGCUGCGCGGGUUCCAGUUCGAGCAGAUCGGGUCGCUCGACGUGGCGGACGAGCGGCUGGGCCAGCUCAACGCGAUGGCGCCCUGCUACGGGUGGGAGGAGAACUACCAGGACGACGGCGGCCACGUCUUCCACGUCCAGCAGUGCGGGCCCUUCUCCUCCUCGACCGCGUACCUGCGCCACCGGCUGCAGCGCGUCACCCAGUGGACGGAGACCCCCAGCGACCGCGGCUGCCGCGUGCUGCUCGACCUGAUGAUCGACUGCCUGCCGCGCUCGACCCGCCGCCGCAGCGACCCCCACGAGUCCUUCGUACUCAGCGUCCCCGACCUCAGCGCCAAGAACGUCCUCGUCGACGAGCAGGGCGCCGUGACCGGCUUCGUCGACUGGGACGGCGCCCACACCAUGCCGCGCUACCUGGGCUACUCCAGCUUCCCCGGCUGGAUCACCACCGACCUCAACCCGCUGCACUUCAUCUGGGCCGAGGACUUCGAGGAACCCCCCGAGCUGCUGAAGCAGUACCGGCUGCUGUACAACCGCAAGAUGCAGGGCCUGCUGCGGGGCUCCGGCGACGCCAAGUUCGUCCACAAGUCCCAUAUCUACGAGGCGAUGCACCUGGCCGUCUGCACCCUACGCCCUCGCCUGGAGAUCGUCACCACCCUCGUCGCCAAGGCGUUCCCCACCAAUACGGAGGUGGCCAUGAAUCUCAUCAUGCUGGCGGGCGAGGGAAGACUGUCGACGCAUGAGAAGGAUCAGUUGACCCGAGGGUUUCAGCUGUUGUUCGCGGUCUCUUACUGACUUGCUGAUAUGAUAUGCAGGGAAUGGAAAUAUGUUCUAUGAAGGUGGCAGCAUGUAUCCAGCAGGACUUCUGGGUUGGAAGUAUCUGACUUCAUGUGAACUAGCAUGGCUCUCAUUAAAUCAAUGUAAUGCAAUGUGACACCAACGUGUAGUUUUUGCUUUCUUGAUA